UAUUCUGAAGCUAAACGAUACCAGAGAUUCUCCAAGAUGCAAAUUGUCUGCUUGGGACUGCUUCUAUCCCAUCUGACCUGGGCAGCACCAACGGUUCAACCACAGGCUGAGAAAACUAGGCAAGACUGUGUGGAAGAACAGAGGGUCACCUACAAGGGUCACCAUGAGAAACAUGGGUAUUAUAUUUUCAAGUAUGUUUACACAUUACCUGGGAGGAAAAACCAAACGGACAUAAAGGAAGAAAGAAACAAAGACAAUAUUGCUCUUCACCUUUCUGGCAAGAGAAGAAAUCAAGAGCCAGCACUUAAAGACAACAUUGCCCAAGAGAGAGAGAAAGACUUGUCCCUCCUUGGAGUUGAUAAAAAUAACCAAAUUAGUAAAUCCCAAAAUCUUUUUGAAAAUAGACAGACAACAAAUGAAGACUAUAGUAUUAGUCACAAAGAUAACGCCCACAAUGACCUACAGACGCCCAUUUACCCCGAAUCCACUGGGAAUUAUGGGUCUGAGGAUGGAGACAAUGUUCUCAGCGGACUUCAUGACCAAGAAGAAUAUGGUGCAGCUCUCACCAGAAAUAAUACACAACUUGUAAUGGCGCCAGGAGCUGUGAUUGAACCAUUAGGGGACGAAAACAAAGAUAUCAAACCCAGGAAUGUUCCAAGCAAAAUUCCAGCAAGUGCAAACCAUGCUAAAGCCCCCUCAAAAGGUAAGAAGAAUCAUCAAAGAGAUCCGCAAGCCCCCGAUAUUCCAGCCAAAGGCAAAAGCACACACCACAUCCAAUACAACACAGACUAUCUAAAACAGUUCCCCAAACUCAAAAAAAUCCCCAGUGAUUUCGAAGGCAGCGGUUAUCCAGAUCUGCAAGAGAGGGGGGACAGUAUCUCUCCUUUUAGUGGAGAUGGCCAGCCUUUUAAGGAUGUUUCCGGUAAAGGAGAAGCUAUGGGUCCUGACCUGGAGGGUGCAGAUAUUCAAACAGAGCUUUCCGGCCCGGGGGAAGCAGAGACCAUUGACCCCGAAGCAGGAGGCCCGGGUUAUAAUGAAAUCCCAGAGAGAGCAGAAGAUGGCAGAAAUGCCAUUGGAACCCAGGGUGAAACAGCACGAGAGGCAAACACCGCUGAUGUCAGCCUCGUGGGGGGCAGCAACGACAUCAUAGGGAGCACCAAUUUCAAGGAACUCCCUGGAAAAGAAGGAAACAGAGUGGAUGCAGGCGGCCAAAAUGCUCACCAAGGGAAAGUGGAGUUUCAUUACCCUCAUGUACCCCCAAAAGAGAAAAGAAGAGAAGGCAGUCGCGACGUUGCUGAAAGUACGAAUUAUAAUGAAAUCCCGAGAAAUGGCAAAGGGGGGAGUAGGAAAGGUACGGAACAUUCUAACAGGAACCAAGUGACCGCGAGUGAAAAGCAAAUGUUUCCUAGUAAGAGCCAAAGUCCCGGCCAGCUCAUUCCUCCUCAGGGCCUUGACAAUGACAUUAAAAGUGAAAUAGGUCCCCACAGUGACCCCAAUAAUGAGGGGACUAUACCCGCACACAGUGGGAGAAAUCAGUAUGGACCCCACAGGCAGAACAGCUCCGCCUGGGGUCAGGGUCUGCCGUGGAGAAGGGGCUCCUGGGCUCACAGAAAAUCCCACCCCAGCAGGAGGGUGAGGCCCCCCAGAAAGCACGGCAGCAGUGAGUCAUCUGACAGCACCAGCUCCAGUGAGAGCGAUGGGGACUAGGCCACUAGGAACUCCCAGCAGGAUCCAGUUCAAAUCCCCAGAUAUCCCGACUUGACCUGACGGUGAAGGAGGGCCACCCGGUAGCGGACCAGGUGAAGGUGAAGAAGGGCAGGGCAGGGAGCGGAGGACGUCUAGAAACGCAGCCUCCUGGGCAGAACUGUGGCUAUGUUUAUGGUCAUGGUAUGAAAUUCUAUCCAACGUUACGAUGCUUUAUGAAAUUCUAUUGGAAGUUAUGACACUUUUUUAAGGAAAAAAAUCAUUAAGGAUUUAUAGAAUAGGUAGCAUUUGAAUAGUUGUCAUUUAAAAGUAGUUUGUGAAUGUCAAGCCUCUCUUGCUGUUGCUCUGCAAAGAUAGGAAAACAUAGUAUCUCUCAUAUCGUAAUCUGUAAUAAA
Myotis brandtii (Brandt's bat) is the source of this 2099-nucleotide messenger RNA. It is a transcript of the gene MEPE, whose product is annotated as matrix extracellular phosphoglycoprotein. Gene Ontology annotation, molecular function: extracellular matrix protein binding. Gene Ontology annotation, cellular component: extracellular matrix. Gene Ontology annotation, biological process: biomineral tissue development. Lineage: Eukaryota; Metazoa; Chordata; Mammalia; Chiroptera; Vespertilionidae. The transcript has 5 exons. The record is from RefSeq and is a predicted model, not a curated record. The coding region runs from base 37 to 1707 and encodes 556 amino acids.